Messenger RNA from Dama dama (fallow deer), 1577 nucleotides. RefSeq names its product BOLA class I histocompatibility antigen, alpha chain BL3-7-like. Gene Ontology annotation, biological process: immune response; antigen processing and presentation of endogenous peptide antigen via MHC class I via ER pathway, TAP-independent; antigen processing and presentation of endogenous peptide antigen via MHC class Ib. Gene Ontology annotation, cellular component: external side of plasma membrane. Lineage: Eukaryota; Metazoa; Chordata; Mammalia; Artiodactyla; Cervidae. The record is from RefSeq and is a predicted model, not a curated record. The transcript has 7 exons. Bases 112 to 1224 code for a protein of 370 amino acids. Gene Ontology annotation, molecular function: peptide antigen binding; signaling receptor binding.
GAUGCGGCUCCAGUUCUCACUGCCAAUGGGUGCCCGAUUUCUUGAAAACCCAAUUAGCGUCUCCUCGGUUCCGGGUAAUAAAGUCCUUCCCAGACACAGAGGUUGCCAGUCAUGGGACCGCGAAUCCUCCUCCUGCUUCUCUCGGGGGUCGUGGUUCUGACCGAGACCCGGGCUGGCUCCCACUCCCUGAGGUAUUUCAGCACCGCCGUGUCCCGGCCUGGCCUCGGGGAGCCCCGCUUCAUCUCUGUCGGCGACGUGGACGACACGCAGUUCGUGCGAUUCGACAGCGACGCUCCGAAUCCGAGGGAAGAACCGCGGGCGCCGUGGAUGGAGCAGGAGGGGCCCGAGUAUUGGGAUCGGAACACGCGGAUAGCUAAGGACACCGCACAGAGUUUCCGAGUGGAUCUGAACACCCUGCGCGGCUACUACAACCAGAGCGAGGCCGGGUCUCACACGUUCCAGUUGAUGUACGGCUGCGACGUGGGGCCGGACGGGCGCCUCCUCCGCGGGUUCUGGCAGGACGCCUACGACGGCAGAGAUUACAUCGCGCUGAACGAGGACCUGCGCUCCUGGACCGCGGCGGACACGGCGGCUCAGAUCACCAAGUGCAAGUGGGAGGCGGCAGAUAAUGUGGAGAGAGAGAGGAACUACCUGGAGGGCGAGUGCGUGGAGUCGCUCCACAGAUACCUGGAGCACGGGAAGGACACGCUGCUGCGCGCAGACCCUCCAAAGGCACAUGUGACCCAUCACCCCAUCUCUGACCUUGAGGUCACCCUGAGGUGCUGGGCCCUGGGCUUCUACCCUGAGGAGAUCUCACUGACCUGGCAGCGUGAUGGGGAGGACCAGACCCAGGACGUGGAGCUUGUGGAGACCAGGCCUUCAGGGGAUGGAGCCUUCCAGAAGUGGGCAGCCCUGGUGGUGCCUUCUGGAGAGGAGCAGAGAUACACGUGCCGUGUGCAGCAUGAGGAGCUUCAGGAGCCCCUCACCCUGAGAUGGACUAAGGAGGGCCAUGGGGCUGGAGCUUCCUCUCAGAUAAAGCAGGAGUCCUCCAGGACUCAGUUCAGCAAUGUCAGGACUCAAGCUGAGGACAGGGCCCCUUCCUUUUCCUCCACAGAACCUCCUCAGACCUCCUGCCUCACCAUAUGGCAUCAUUGUUGGCCUGGUUCUCCUUGUGGCUGUGGUGGAUGGAGCUGUGAUCUGGAGGAAGAAACAUUCAGGCAAUGACAGUGCCCUGGGCUCUGAUGUGUCUCUCACGGUUCCUACAGUGUGAGACAGCUGCCUUGUGGGAACUGAAUGAUGCUCGGUCCUGCUUUGUGAUGUCAGAUCCCAGGACCCCUCUUUCUGCAGCUGCAUCUGAACAUGUCUGUGCUCAUAUUAGCAUAAUAUGAGGAGAUGGGGAGAUUGCCCACCCCUGCUCCCCGCACCUCCUCCCCACCCUGACCUGUGUUCUCCUCCCUCAUCCACUGUCUUGUUCCUGCAGAGACGGGGCUGGGCCAUCUCCACCCCUGUCUUUGCUUCAUAUGCACUGAGUAAUGAUGCCUUAUUUCCUUUUUGAAAAUAAAAUCUGUAUAUAUGAA